GGGUUUGUCCUGCAGUCCUUACUACCCCCUCUUUCUCUCUCUGUCUCUGCCUCACUCUAUGUCCCCUCCCCUCUUCCAAACAGGGCAUUUCCCUAACUUUUCUCUUUUUCUCACAAGGCUAUAGUUCAAUAUUCCAUUCUGGGGCACAUAUCCUGUCUGAAAUUCCGACUCUAGGCUCCUCGACGACAAGGCACUCCGAUUGUUGCAAGCCCCUACUCUGGAGUGCACACCAGGACUUGGUUUGAAACCAGGUCUAGAUCCCUCUGCUCAGCCUGGGUCCAUACGGUGAACAGUCAGAGAGUGAGUGGUAAAACGGAAGUGCUACGGUUGGAGGGAUAGCCAGACCGACCAAUGGGAUCACGGAAGCUGGCUCAGGUGCUGCUGGGAUGGGCAGCGGUGUGUCUUUCGGCGGUCCAUGUGGCUUGUGGUCAAACCGGGGACGGGCCGUACCAAGCUAGCCGAUUCACUGGCACUGUGGACCAGAGAGAGGUGCAGCGGGUUCGACGCCGUGGCCAGGAGACACUGAGAGGGCCCAAUGUGUGUGGCUCUCGCUUCCAUUCAUACUGCUGUCCGGGCUGGAAGACUCUGCCGGGAGGGAACCAGUGUAUUGUUCCAAUUUGCAGGAAUUCGUGUGGCGAUGGCUUCUGUUCCAGACCCAACAUGUGUACCUGUUCAAGUGGCCAGCUCUCUCCCAGCUGUGGAGCAGGAGCAGGAGUUCAGUCCUGUAACGUCAGGUGUAUGAAUGGAGGCAGCUGCGCAGAGGACUCGUGCUCCUGCCCGAAGGGCUACACAGGCAGCCACUGUGGACAGCCUGUGUGUGAGAACGGCUGCCAGAACGGUGGGCGCUGCAUCGGGCCCAACAGAUGUGCCUGUGUCUACGGUUUCACUGGCCCGCAGUGCGAGAGAGACUACAGGACUGGGCCAUGUUUCACCCAGGUCAACAACCAGAUGUGUCAGGGCCAGCUCAGUGGAAUUGUCUGCACUAAAACUCUCUGCUGCGCUACCAUUGGUCGAGCGUGGGGACACCCCUGUGAGCAGUGCCCUGCCCAGCCACACCCCUGCAGGCGAGGCUUCAUCCCCAACAUCCGCACUGGAGCCUGCCAAGAUGUGGACGAGUGCCAGGCAGUGCCAGGUCUUUGUGCCGGAGGUAACUGCAUCAACACUGUGGGAUCCUACGAGUGUAAAUGUCCCGCUGGCCACCGUCAGAGUGAAACCAGCCACAAAUGUGAAGAUAUUGAUGAAUGCAGCACCAUCCCUGGUGUAUGUGAUGGAGGAGAGUGCACCAACACUGCUGGUAGCUAUGUCUGCACCUGUCCACGAGGCUACAUGUCCAGCACAGAUGGCUCCAGAUGUGUGGAUCAGCGUAUGGGCACCUGUUUCUCUGCUCUGGCUAACGGCCGCUGUGCUGCGGAGCUGAGUGGUCAGUACACCAAGAUGCAAUGUUGCUGUGACACAGGACGCUGCUGGGCUUUGGGACAGAUCCCUGAGACGUGCCCUGUCAGGGGAUCUGACCAGUUCAGGCGUCUGUGUAUUGUGGGUGUUCCCCAAGGACAUGGUCUCCCUCAUGUCUACCCCAACGGACAGUUCCCCAACAGCAACGGUAACGGGUUUAAUUAUGGAUACAAGUUCCCCAGUGUACCUAAUGGAAACGGUAAUGGAGGCAUUGGUGGCAAUGGAGGAGGAAGCUUUGGAGGUAAUGGAGGAAGCUUUGGAGGCAAUGGAGGAGGACUUCAGACCCACAGACAUAUAGACACGGUUCGUGAGAACAACACCAUUGAUGUGUGCAAACAUUUCACCAACCUGUGUCUGAAUGGACGCUGCAUUCCCACACCCACGAGCUACCGCUGUGAGUGCAACAUGGGCUACAGACAGGAUGUUCGUGGGGAGUGUAUCGAUGUAGAUGAGUGUAUGAGUAAUCCAUGUAUCAAUGGAGACUGUGUCAACACACCUGGAUCGUACCAUUGCAAGUGCCAUGAGGGCUACCAGGGAACCCCGACAAAACAAGCCUGCAUUGAUAUUGAUGAGUGUAUUGUGAAUGGAGUGAUGUGUCGCAAUGGCCGCUGUGUCAACACAGAGGGAAGCUUUCAGUGUAUCUGCAAUGCUGGAUUUGAGCUCACUCCUGAUGGAAAGAACUGCAUUGAUCACGACGAGUGUGCCACCACCAACAUGUGUCUGAAUGGCAUGUGUAUCAAUGAGGACGGCAGUUUUAAGUGUAUCUGCAAGCCCGGCUUUGCUUUAGCACCUAACGGACGCUACUGCACCGAUAUUGAUGAGUGUCAGACACCUGGCAUUUGUAUGAACGGCCGCUGCAUCAACUCUGAGGGCUCCUUCCGCUGCGAGUGCCCUCCAGGCCUGGCUAUUGAUGUAGAUGGGAGAGUGUGUGUGGACACACACAUGAGGACCACCUGUUACGGCGCCAUAAAGAUGGGCACAUGCUCGCGGCCGUUCCCUGGCGCAGUGACCAAGUCUGAAUGCUGCUGUGCCAAUCCUGAACAUGGCUUUGGGGAGCCUUGCCAACCCUGCCCCUCCAGAAACUCAGCUGAGUUCCAGGCUGUAUGCAGCAGUGGUAUUGGCAUUACAGCUGAUGGCAGAGACAUCAAUGAGUGUGCCCUGGACCCGGACAUUUGUCAGAACGGCAUAUGUGAGAACCUGAGAGGAAGCUACCGCUGCAUCUGUAACAUCGGUUAUGAGUCUGACACAAGCGGCAAAAACUGUGUUGACAUCAAUGAGUGUCUGGUGAACCGUCUGCUUUGUGACAACGGUCUGUGCAGAAACACCCCCGGCUCCUACACCUGCUCCUGUCCUAAAGGAUUUGUCUUCAAACCCGACUCAGAGACCUGUGAAGAUAUCAACGAAUGUGAGUCCAACCCAUGCAUCAACGGAGCGUGUCGCAACGUGGCCGGGUCCUUCAGCUGCGAGUGCACACACGGCAGCAAGCUGGACUCCACCAACACCAUCUGCGUGGACAGUAUGAAGAGUACGUGCUGGCUAACGAUACAAGACAACCGCUGCGAGGUCAACAUCAACGGAGCCACACUGAAGUCUGAGUGCUGCUCCACAUUGGGCGCCGCCUGGGGCAGCCCCUGUGAACCCUGCGAGAUCGACACCGCCUGCUCUCGAGGGUUUGCUCGUAUGAAGGGCCUUGUCUGUGAAGACAUUAAUGAGUGUGAGGUGUUCCCUGGAGUGUGUACAAAUGGCCGGUGUGUGAACACCCAGGGCUCGUUCCGCUGCGAGUGUGCUGAGGGUCUCACCUUGGACAGUUCUGGACGCACAUGUGUGGAUAUGCGUAGCGAGCAGUGCUACAUGAAGUGGCACGAGGAUGAGUGUGGCCAGCCACUGCCAGGGAGAUACCGUGUGGACAUGUGCUGCUGUUCAGUGGGUGCUGCCUGGGGUAUUGACUGUGAGGAAUGUCCCAAAACAGGCACACCUGAGUACAGAGCCAUCUGUCCCAGAGGGCCCGGCUUUGCCAACAGAGGAGAUAUUCUGACCGGCAGGCCGUUCUACAAAGAUGUAAACGAGUGUAAGGUUUUCCAGGGUCUGUGUACUCAUGGAAAUUGCCGAAACACCAUCGGUAGUUUCAAGUGUCGCUGCAACAAUGGCUUCGCUCUGACCGCAGAAGAGAGGAACUGCACAGACAUUGAUGAGUGCCGCAUCUCCCCGGACUUGUGUGGUCACGGUGCCUGUGUCAACACACCUGGCAGCUUUGAGUGUGAAUGUUUCGAGGGCUACGAGAGCGGCUUUAUGAUGAUGAAGAACUGCAUGGACAUUGACGAGUGUGAGAGAAACCCCCUGUUGUGUCGUGGAGGAACCUGCCUGAACACAGAAGGGAGUUAUGAGUGUGAAUGUCCCACCGGACACUCGCUCAGCACCGAUGGAUCUGCCUGUGAAGAUGUGAAUGAAUGCCAGCUGAGUGACAACUUGUGCAAGAAUGGCCAGUGUGUCAACAUGCCGGGAACCUACCAGUGCUCCUGUGACACCGGUUACCAGGCCACACCGGACCGACAGGGCUGUGUUGAUAUUGAUGAAUGUACCAUUAUGAACGGAGGCUGUGAAACCCACUGUACCAACUCAGAGGGCAGCUAUGAGUGCAGCUGUAGUGAGGGCUACGCUCUUAUGCCUGACCUCAGGACCUGUGCAGAUAUUGAUGAGUGUGAGGAGACUCCAGACAUCUGUGACGGAGGCCAGUGUACCAACAUUCCCGGGGAAUACCGCUGUCUAUGUUACGAUGGCUUCAUGGCUUCUAUGGACAUGAGGACGUGUAUCGAUGUGAACGAGUGUGACUUGAACCCAAACAUCUGUCUCCACGGCGACUGCGAGAACACCAAAGGCUCCUUCAUCUGCCACUGUCAGCUGGGAUACUUUGUCAAGAAGGGAUCCACGGGUUGCACAGAUGUUGAUGAGUGUGAGAUCGGGGCUCAUAACUGCGACAUGCAUGCUGCCUGUAUCAACGUGCCUGGAAGCUUUAAAUGUCGCUGUCGAGACGGCUGGGUGGGAGACGGCAUCAAGUGUCUCGAUCAGGAUGAGUGCUCUGCAGAGGACCACAACUGCAACCCCAAUGCAGACUGUGUCAACACACCAGGAUCCUACAGGUGUACAUGCAAGGAGGGCUUUAAUGGAGAUGGAUUUUCUUGCUCUGAUAUGGAUGAGUGUGCAGACAACGUGAACCUGUGUGAGAACGGCCAGUGUCUGAAUGCUCCAGGUGGCUACCGCUGCGAGUGUGAGAUGGGCUUCACUCCAACAGAAGACAGCAAGGCCUGUCAAGACAUUGAUGAGUGUAAUUUCCAGAACAUCUGUGUGUUUGGAACGUGCCAGAACCUUCCAGGGAUGUUCCGCUGUGUGUGUGAUGAUGGUUACGAACUGGACCGCAGUGGAGGAAACUGCACUGACAUCAACGAGUGUGCUGACCCUGUGAACUGCAUCAACGGGCUGUGUGUGAACACUCCAGGGAGCUACCUGUGUAACUGCCCAACUGACUUUGAGCUCAACCCCACCGGAGUGGGCUGCGUGGAUACCCGUGUUGGCAACUGCUUCCUGGAUAUCCUUGCACGUGGUGAUGGAGGAAUCUCCUGCAGUGCGGAGAUCGGAGUGGGCGUGACACGAGCUUCCUGUUGCUGCUCCCUGGGAGGAGCCUGGGGAAACCCCUGUGAACUGUGCCCCGCCGCCAACUCCACGGAAUAUAAGACUCUUUGUCCAGGAGGAGAGGGAUUCAGACCCAACCCCAUCACUGUUAUCCUUGAAGAUAUUGAUGAGUGCCAGGAGCUGCCAGGACUCUGCCAGGGUGGAAACUGUGUUAAUACCUUUGGUAGUUUCCAGUGUGAGUGUCCAGCAGGCUACUAUCUCAACGAGGAGACUCGCAUCUGCGAGGAUAUCGAUGAGUGCACAACCCACAUUGGGAUCUGUGGACCUGGUACCUGCUACAACACUCUGGGCAACUACACCUGUGUGUGUCCCCCUGAAUACAUGCAGGUCAAUGGAGGAAACAACUGUAUGGACAUGAGGAAGAGUGUGUGUUACCGUAACUUCAACGACACGUGUGAGAACGAGCUGUCCUUCAACAUGACCAAGAAGAUGUGCUGCUGUGCCUACAACGUGGGAAAAGCCUGGAACAAGCCGUGUGAGGCCUGUCCAACUCCUGCUACCACUGAGUACCAGUUACUGUGUGGUAACCAGGCUCCUGGCUUCAUCAUUGACAUCCACACUGGAAAGCCAAUUGAUAUUGAUGAGUGCAGGGAGAUCCCUGGUAUCUGUGCCAAUGGAGUGUGUAUCAACCAGAUCGGGAGCUUCCGCUGUGAAUGUCCAAUGGGCUUCAGCUACAACAACAUUCUGCUCAUUUGUGAAGAUAUUGAUGAGUGUAACAGCGGGGACAACCUGUGCCAACGCAACGCCAAUUGUAUCAACAUUCCCGGCAGCUACCGCUGCGAGUGCUCACCUGGCUUCAAACUGUCGCCCAGCGGGGCCUGUGUGGACCGCAAUGAGUGCCAGGAGAUUCCUAAUGUAUGCAGCCAUGGAGAGUGUAUUGAUACGCAGGGAAGCUAUCGCUGUCUCUGCCACAAUGGCUUCAAGGCUACUGCUGACCAGACCAUGUGCAUGGACAUUGAUGAGUGUGAUAGACAGCCAUGUGGUAACGGUACCUGUAAAAACACAGUAGGAUCCUACAACUGCCUCUGCUUCCCUGGCUUCGAGCUCACACACAAUAACGACUGCAUGGACAUAGAUGAGUGCAGUGCCCUCCAGGGCCAAGUGUGCAGGAACGGACAGUGUAUCAAUGGACUCGGGUCCUUCCAGUGUCUCUGCAAUGAGGGUUAUGAGAAUACUCCGGAUGGGAAGAACUGUGUCGAUAUCAAUGAGUGUGUGAGUCUGCCCGGCACUUGCUCUCCCGGAACUUGUCAGAAUCUGGACGGAUCCUUCAGAUGUAUCUGCCCUCCUGGCUAUGAGGUGCAAAAUGACCAGUGUAUAGAUAUCAACGAGUGUGAGGUGGAGCCCAACAUCUGCCAGUUUGGCACCUGCACCAACACCCCCGGCAGCUUCCAGUGCACCUGCCAGCCAGGCUUCAUACUCUCUGACAACAAACGGCGCUGCUACGAUACCAGAGAGAGCUUCUGUUUCACCAAAUUCGAGGCAGGAAAAUGCUCCGUCCCCAAAGCUUUCAACACCACCAAGGCUAAGUGCUGCUGCAGCAAGAUGCCUGGCGAGGGCUGGGGACUUCCCUGUGAGCUGUGCCCACGAGAGAGCGAGGCUGCUUUUGACACUCUGUGUCCCUACGGCCACGGAGUCCUGCUUGGACCGAACGAAGGUGCUCGCGAAGAUAUGAAUGAGUGUCUGGAUAACCCAGGCAUCUGCCAGAAUGGUAUCUGCAUCAACACAGAUGGUUCAUUCCGCUGUGAAUGCCCCUUUGGAUACAACCUGGAUUACACUGGAGUCAAUUGUAUUGACGCUGACGAGUGCUCCAUAGGAAGCCCAUGUGGAAAUGGAACCUGUACUAAUGUGGUGGGAGGUUUCGAGUGUUCGUGCCAGGAGGGCUUUGAACCUGGACCCAUGAUGACCUGUGAAGACAUCAACGAGUGCUCCCAGAAUCCUCUGUUGUGUGCCUUCCGGUGUGUUAACACCUUUGGUUCCUAUGAGUGUAUGUGUCCUGCUGGCUAUGUGCUGCGAGAUGACCAACGCAUGUGCAGAGACCAGGAUGAGUGCUCAGAGGGUCUGGAUGACUGUGACUCCAAGGGUAUGACCUGUAAGAACCUGAUUGGCACCUUUAUGUGUAUCUGCCCUCCUGGCAUGCAGCGCAGACCAGAUGGAGAGGGCUGUAUGGACCUGAACGAGUGCCGUGCCAAGCCUGGCAUCUGUAAGAACGGGCGCUGUGUCAACACAGUGGGAAGCUACCGCUGCGAGUGCAAUGACGGUUUCGAUCCGAGCUCCACUGGAACGGAAUGUAUUGACAACCGAAAGGGCUACUGUUACACCGAGGUUCUGCAGACGAUGUGCCAGCAGUCAUCCACCAGCAGGAGCAGUGUGACCAAGUCUGAGUGCUGCUGCAACAUGGGCCGAGGCUGGGGAUCACAGUGUGAGCUUUGCCCGCUGCCUGGCACCGUACAGUACAAGAAGAUGUGCCCACUUGGACCUGGCUACACCACGGACGGUAGAGACAUCAACGAGUGCCAGGUGAUGCCAGAUCUGUGCCGGAACGGUCAGUGCAUCAACACCAUCGGAUCCUUCCGCUGUCACUGUAAUGUGGGCUACAAAACUGACUUCACUGCAACCUCCUGUGUUGAUAUGGAUGAGUGCGCUCUCUCUCCGAAGCCCUGUAACUUCUUGUGUAAAAACACAGAGGGCAGCUACCUCUGCUCCUGCCCCAGAGGAUACAACCUACAGCCAGAUGGAAAGACUUGCAAAGAUCUGGAUGAAUGUUCGACUAAGCAGCAUAACUGCCAGUUCCUCUGUGUCAACACCAUUGGAGGCUUCACCUGCAAGUGUCCUCCUGGCUUCACACAGCACCAGACCGCCUGUAUCGACAAUAAUGAGUGUGCUGCUCAGAACAGUGCAUGUGGUUCCCGGGCCUCUUGUGUCAACACGCCUGGUAGCUUCAACUGUGAAUGCUCUAAAGGCUUCUCGUUGGACACCACAGGCAUGGAGUGUGAGGAUGUGGAUGAGUGUGGCAGUAACCACCGCUGUCAGCACGGCUGUCAGAACAUGCUGGGAGGUUACCGCUGCGGCUGUCCUCAGGGCUACGUGCAGCACUACCAGUGGAACCAGUGCGUGGAUGAAAACGAGUGUCAGGCAGCAACAGUGUGUGGCUCUGCCUCCUGCUACAACACACUGGGCAGCUUCAAGUGUGUGUGUCCCUCUGGCUUUGACUUCGAGCAGGGUGCUGGUGGCUGCCAAGAUGUGAAUGAAUGUAGCACAGGCAGCAACCCCUGUAUCUACGGCUGCUCCAACACCGAUGGAGGCUACCUGUGUGGCUGUCCUGGAGGUUUCUACAGAGCCGGACAGGGUCACUGUAUAACAGGCUCAGGUUUCCCAAGCCAGUUUGUGGAGGGUGAGGAGGAUGAGAGUCUGUCACCUGAAGCCUGCUAUGAGUGUAAGAUAAAUGGAGGAGGAAAGAACGGACGACACAAACGCAAUGCUGAUGAAAAUGAAAUCAACCAGGAUUCAGCAGUGAGUAUGGCCAGUGUAGACACCCAGGACGCCAUCUUCAUGAAUCUUUCUCUGCCCUUGCUGCUUAACAAGGAGCCUCUACUAGAGCUUCUGCCUGCCCUGCAGCCCCUGGAGAACCACGUACGCUAUGUCAUCACCCAUGGUAACGCUAAUGAACACUUUCGCCUGCUGGAACGCCGAGAUGGAAAGAGUGUGCUCCGGCUUGGCAAGAGGCCGCCUCCACCGGGAUCCUACCGACUAGAGAUCGCCAGUCUGCGGCUGUUUGGGCCCCGAAGACUACACCAGCUGGAGGAGCAGCACGACAGUGACUACCUACAAGGGGAAAUAGGAGACGCCCUGCGUAUCAAGCUCCACAUCCUCCUGCACUGAGCUCAGAGUGCGCUCGCAAUCCUGUCCUGGACUGAUUCCUAAAGCCUUUGAGUUUUAACCUGCCCUUUUAUCCAAUAACUUCUCCCCGCCAGCUCCAUCCUGCAGGACCAUCCCCACCAACAGGGGGUAAUCAAGGGCUAUGAAAGACUGAGUCAAUCAGCCCAACUCUACCACCACUUUGUUACUGUUUAUGUUAUUAUAUGUUCAUGUUUUGUGUUUUGUUUUUUCCCCUGACUACAUUUCCUCUUGCACCCCUCCACUUGUACCCAACCCAGCACUCAUUCUCAUUCCACUGAGAGAGCCAGUGGAGGAGAUGGCAGAGAGGUGCCCUAGUGCUUGGACCAUAGCCCCUUAAUAAAGACAAAAUGGCAGACAGAUGGGCCAUGAAUCACUUUUGUAGACAAGCAAAACAAGAAAUUAUACAGAAGAGGGGUUUUUAUUAGUUAUUAGGUGCUGAGAGUGGCCAAAACUAUCUUUAUGCAACAUGUAUGGGAGUAUUUAAAUCACAGUGCAGGAUCUUAAGUGAUGUCUUUUUGUUCAGUGUUAUAAAGAAGUGAUAUUAAGGCUAAAGAUAAGGGGGUUGGGUGCCAUCAUGGUGGUCCAAGGACUUUCUCACCUCUCUGUGAUCUUGGUUAAAAUCACAACACUGGGGAAAAAGGUUUGUCACAUCCGCCCCUCUCAGUAAUGUAGUGUGUCAUUUAAUGUAUUUGUGCUGUUUGAAUAAUGUUAACACGAAGGACUGCAACAUUUACACAGCAUUUCAGGUUCUUUAGUCCGUAGCGGUCUGUUUUAUAGCUGGAUGCCAACCAAUUUUCAGACGAGAAAACAGCAAGCUGUGUUCUGCUCUGAUGCGACUGACUUUUGUCCUGCCUGUGGGCAGCGGCAAGCAGGGAUUAGCGUGUUUUCGUGUGUGUGCUGUCAUGUUUAGUUACCUCAGUACUUCUCAGCGAGUAUGGACACCAUGCUGUGAUGCUAACUUUAAAACAAAAGAGGGUGCUAGUGUCGCUCAGCAUCCAUCAUGAGCAGGGAAUACACCAGUUAGUAGCUCGUAGACUUAAAAGAAGAUAGAUCAGGUCACGUUUGUAUUUGUCCUUGUAGGGAUUAAGACUUCAGGUGCACUGAUUCUGGACCUGAGAGCCAGCUUUUUCCCUUGUCGGCUGUCAGAGGUUUGUAGCUUCUCCUGGUUCUGCAUUUCUACGACAAACUCCUAAACAUAAAUACUUUAGGAGAAUAGAGCUGCAGCUGACAGCCGGUGUUGGGAGACUGAAUUUGACAAUAAGCUGACUUUAUCUGACUUCUUUGACUUUACCGUGAGCUUGAUGUCUGAGGUCUGAGCCUCGUUUACAACACAAAGAGACACACAGCUGAAUACAGUAACAGUCUCAAAGGUACAUGACAUGUUAACAUUACUUAAGCUGUAACUAAAGGUGGUGCUUUACAGUGUAAGGGCACGCACAGGUGAACACGAAACCUCACAAAAAAACAAAUAUCUGUCAGGUCAUCUUUCAUUUCUCAUAAUUUUUUUUCUCUCAAAGAGAAAAAGGGUGCUAGAUAAUACCAUCUCUUACGCUGUACAAAUAAAGUGCAGUCUUGAAUCUGGAUUGCAAAAGUGACUUCAUUUUUUUUUUGCUAGGAUUUAUUGUUGUUGUUUAUGUCUGUCUUUUGUAUUGUCUCAGUGCUGAAAAAACAAUAUUAUCAAACUUGCUUCUUGAAAAUUAAAUUGUAUAUUUUUAAGUGAAAUGUAGAUGUUUUUUUUAAAUGUCAAGGCUGCCAAAAUGAAUACUCACAGUAAACCCAAGAUUGAAGGCCUUUAGUGCUGUUGACUUUGUUUUGUUGAGAAAAAAAGAAGCAAAACAAAAAAAUGCUAAUGCAGCAUUGUAUUUGUUGACUGUAUUGUUUGAAACCACUGUCACCAGUCAAAUCAGCCAUUAGCAAAAUCAAAACACAUCAGACUUUAAGGUAAUUAACAUUCCCAUCAUCUAUAAGCUCACACAAACUUACACUGUCUGUACAAUGCCAUAGGGAUCAAUGCAAACUUGACCAUCUCCAGCUUGGAUCUAUGGUGCUAAACGAUCAUCUUUUUCUCUUAACAGUCAUGGUUGCUGCACUGUCCCACAGCCUAGGCAAUGUUUAUAAUACAUAACCAUUUUCUAACCUGGGAAACUUUGUAUACUUUGUAUCUUUAUUGUCAGAUUGUAAUUUUACUUUUAUUUGCCACUAUGUUUAAAAAAAGGCAGUGUGUUGCGUGUGCUUACUGUAUCUCAGCUUCAGUGUCAAACUUGAAACAAUACUGUCGUCAUCUGCUUGCAUUGAAAUAUGUGCUUUAUACUUUAUACUUUAGAAAAUAAGGAGCCUGUUUCAGUUGUUCAGAUGUUCACCAUAAGCCUAAGUCUAACUAACAGCUGAAAUGACAAUCAUCCAGUCACACCACAUCUGCUAGCUGUGGAUCAAUAAAUCAAUCAGCCAUCAUGAAACAUCUUUAAUAACCUGAAUGAUUAUCAUCUUUGUGCAAAGACAAAAACCAAAGAUUUCUGACACCAAAUGGCAGUCUGUAAAAUUAGAGUGAUUCACAUAAUAUUGUAAACUUUUGUCCAGUGACUUUAAUGGCAAUAAAGUAUUGUGGGUUAUAUUUUUAAA
Molecule: messenger RNA, 11655 nt
Organism: Siniperca chuatsi (mandarin fish)
Lineage: Eukaryota; Metazoa; Chordata; Actinopteri; Centrarchiformes; Sinipercidae
Gene: fbn3
Product: fibrillin 2b
Exons: 65
Coding region: 352-9018 (2888 amino acids)
Molecular function (GO): calcium ion binding
Source: RefSeq, a predicted model, not a curated record